This is a messenger RNA of Penicillium atrosanguineum, 1170 nucleotides long. RefSeq lists its product as uncharacterized. Gene Ontology annotation, molecular function: pyridoxal phosphate binding; catalytic activity. NCBI's taxonomy places the organism in Eukaryota, Fungi, Ascomycota, Eurotiomycetes, Eurotiales, Aspergillaceae. Gene Ontology annotation, biological process: biosynthetic process. The record is from RefSeq and is a predicted model, not a curated record. Bases 1 to 1170 code for a protein of 389 amino acids. The transcript has 2 exons.
AUGCACAACAUUGACUCUUUCGAACUUCCCAAGUGGAUUGAUAGGCAUGCCCUGGAUGCAUCUCUGGUGUUGGCCGGGAGCGCAACUCCCCCACUGUCAAUUCAGGACUUGAUCGAGCUUUCUUCGGACAAACAGGCAACUUCCAGCAACCUGUCGGUCGACUCAUUGAAGUUGACUCUGGGUCCAGGAAACGGCAGUCACAAUCUUCGUCAGGAAAUCUCCGGCCUCUACAAUGGAGUCACAGCAGAUAACAUCCUAGCGACCAAUGGAACAACAGGUGCCAACUCGCUUGUCUUCCAAACCCUGCUUAAGCCUGACGAUCAUGUCAUUGCCAUGUAUCCUUCAUAUACCCAGCUCCUGUCUAUCCCCAAAGCUACCGUCGGGGAGAACAUUUCAUAUUGGUCUCUCGAUCUGGACAAUCAGGCCCAGGCAGAUCUGCAGCAGCUGAAGGGCAUGAUCAAGCCCACUACGAAAAUGAUUGUGCUGAACAACCCAAACAACCCCCUGGGAACUACCCUGAGCCUCGAAAUGCAACAUGAAAUAGUUGCCCUGGCCCGCGAACAUGGUCUGAUCCUUCUGGUUGAUGAGAUCUUCCGCCCGUUGUUCCACGACUCGACAAAGCCGCCAUCUUUUGUGGAGCUUUCGGAAGAGACUGACAGUGUUAUUGUCACCAGCUCCAUGAGCAAAGUUUGGGGGCUAUCUGGAGCCCGCAUAGGUUGGAUCGCCACGAAAAAUGCCAAAAUUCUCUCUGACUGCUUUAAUCUGGGCUUCUAUACGAUCAUGGCUGUGGGUACUAUCGAUGAGGUCAUCGCCGCGGAGGCUUUGAGUGAUCGAUGCCGGCCUCAGAUCCUGGCAAAGCAUCUAGAAAUGGCUCAGAAGAACCUCAGUCUCUUGGAAAGCUUCGUCAAUAAACACGCUGGUGUCUCGUGGAUCAAACCAAGCUCGGGAGCGACAGCUUUCGUGCGAUUCUCUUCUAACGGAGCCCCUGUCGAUGAUGUUGACUUCUGUUUGAAGCUGAAGGAGAAGAAGGGCGUUUUGCUAGCCCCUGGAAGUCUCACAUUUGGGUUGGCGGCUGCUCAGGAUUUCCGUGGGUUUGUCCGAAUGCACAUCACAGCUCCUCCGGAGAAGGUACAGGCAGCUCUGGAAGCCAUUGAUGAAUAUUUGGGCUAA